AUGGUUGGAAACGAGAAAUCAGAGAAGACAAAGUCUAUGCAGUAUAGUAUUAGGAGUGUGGAUAAACUUUCGGUGGCUUAUUAUGUCACGAAUUUUCCUCCAGAUGUUGAUGGAAAAGAUAUUUGGAAGGUUUGCGAGAAAGUGUGGGUGGUCUCGGAUGUGUAUGUUGCUUUGAAACUCUCAAAAAUUGGUAAGCGAUUCGCUUUUGUCCGUUUUAUUAAGGUUCUUGAUGAAAAAACUCUUGAACUGCAACUUAGGGAUACUUGGAUGGGUCAGUAUCAUCUUUUCGUGUCAUUAGCUAGAUUCCAUAGAGAUGAUGUGAAUCAGGCUAAUGAUAGACCUCGUGAUCAUAAUGAGCAUAAUAUGGGAUCCAUGCAUGCUGCCCGGAAGGGUUCUUAUGCAAAUGUUGUUAAGGGUGGGGUUAUAGGGCCUCUUUAUUUUGGUAAAGAUAUGAGUACAUGCUCUUUACAGGUGGGGGAGAUUUAUAAUAAGAUUUCAUUGCAAGCUUCUUUAUUUUGA
This is a messenger RNA of Lactuca virosa, 519 nucleotides long. Lineage: Eukaryota; Viridiplantae; Streptophyta; Magnoliopsida; Asterales; Asteraceae. The record is from the annotation of a GenBank genome assembly.